Messenger RNA from Saprolegnia parasitica CBS 223.65, 1113 nucleotides. RefSeq lists its product as hypothetical. Gene Ontology annotation, cellular component: cytoplasm. Gene Ontology annotation, molecular function: hydrolase activity, acting on ester bonds. NCBI's taxonomy places the organism in Eukaryota, Oomycota, Saprolegniomycetes, Saprolegniales, Saprolegniaceae. The transcript is spliced from 6 exons. The record is from RefSeq and is a predicted model, not a curated record. Bases 1 to 1113 code for a protein of 370 amino acids.
AUGAAGCUCGCUUGCCUUGCAACGACGCUCGCGCUCGCGCUGACGGGUGCCGACGCGCAGCUCAACAUCAACUGGCUCGUCAAGAUCGUCGCGGACAAGCUCAAGGAAUUGGAGCUCCCGGUCGUCAACCAGUUUAUCGACGGCGAGGUGCAAAAGGCCCUUGUCGAGACCGCCAAGAUCCAGCGGCCGCCGCUUGUGGCGCGCCAGAACGGCGACGUGCUCUCGUACAAGAUUCUUCAAGUCCCUGACAUGCACUACACGGCCAACCGGUUCUUCCCGUGCAUGGACAAGCCCGACGAUAUGAAGAAGCUUUGUUUUGAGUCGCACAUGACCGAGAUGAUGAACAAGAUGCUCGACGACGUUAAGCCCGACUUUGUCGUCUUUACCGGCGACCAAAUCGAGUCGCUUUGGUAUCCGCAGACAUGGCUGUCGUCGAUUGAUGCGAUCGACACGUACUCCAAGCACGUGAUUGACCGCAAGCUGCCGUGGGCCAUGGUCUUUGGCAACCACGACGAGAGCAUUACACCGCACCUCUUUUCGAACCGCAAGAUCAUGAUGGCGUACAUCGAGUCGCUUCCGCACUCGUACGCCAAGUACGGUCCGUUCAACAUUGGCGGCGCUGGCAAUUACGAGCUCUCGCUCAAGUCGCCCAACGCCACCGACAUGAUGCACAUGUACUUUGCAGAUACGCACAACGACGGCGACAUUGCGCCAGCGCAGCUCGACUACUUCAAGUCCGUCUCGGCCAAGUACAAGGGCCGGGACUACAACGAGUUCAACGGCAUUGGGCAAGGCGACCGUCGCGAAGGCAUCGGCGGCCAUGCCAACCACAGUCUUUACGAAGCCAUUGUCGAGAUGGGCGAUGUCAAGGCGACGUUCUGCGGCCACGACCACUUGAACGAUUUUUGCUUCAAGAAGGACAACUUGCACAUGUGCUAUGGCGGCGGCGUCGGCUACGGUGCUGGCUACAACAAGAAAAACCACGCGCGCACGGCCCGCGUGAUCGAAUGGAGCCGGUCACCGACGAACGAGUCGAUCUCGACGUGGCUGUACCGCCACAACCAAGUCAACAGCCAGGACAAGUACACGGUGUUUGAGCGCACGUUUUUCUAA